Molecule: messenger RNA, 2932 nt
Organism: Mytilus trossulus (common blue mussel)
Lineage: Eukaryota; Metazoa; Mollusca; Bivalvia; Mytilida; Mytilidae
Product: scoloptoxin SSD14-like
Exons: 16
Coding region: 79-1989 (636 amino acids)
Biological process (GO): glutathione catabolic process
Cellular component (GO): plasma membrane
Molecular function (GO): glutathione gamma-glutamate hydrolase
Source: RefSeq, a predicted model, not a curated record
CCAUAACAAGGGAAAUAACUCACCAUCUCCUGUCGAAAAGAAAAUAAGCUUAAAAAAUAUAUUUUUACGGCUUAAUUAAUGGAAUUAUCAAAAGAUUUUGAUGGAAAUGCAUUUACAGUUGACGAUGACAAAGAUGAUUUGAUUUCUCCUGAUGAAGGACCAGUUAUUGGUAAAGGUGGUCAUGUGAUUGAAGCAAGGGGAAGUGUUGAUUUACAGAAAUCCAAAGGAGAGUCGUCUCCCCUUUCACAUAACAAGAAAGGGUCAGCUUCAGGAAAAGAUUUACAAACAUCACAUGGAUUAAAGGUUAUAGUUGGAGUAGCAAUAGGAUUCUCAAUACUGGUGACCAUAGCGCUGAUCCUGACCAUCUAUCUAGGUCAUGGACAGGUUGGGGCCUCAGGUGCUGUAGCAGCUGAUGUCCCAGAGUGCUCUGUGAUGGGGUUGAAUAUACUAGAACAGGGAGGCAAUGCUGUGGACGCUGCUGUUUCAACCAUGUUUUGUGUGGGUGUGGUCAAUGCACAGAGCUCUGGGAUAGGAGGAGGAGGUUUCAUGAUGGUUCAUGAUCAUAAAACAAAUGCAGCUAAAGUCUACGAUUUUAGAGAAGUUGCUCCUAAAGCUGCCACAAAGACAAUGUUUGGUGGUGAUUCAUCCAAAACAUUAAAGGGAGGUCUUUCUGUUGCUGUACCUGGAGAGCUUAAAGGAAUGGAAAUGGCACACAAAAAAUAUGGAAAGUUACCAUGGAGUUCUGUAGUAAAACCAGCAGCAAAUUUAGCAAGGAAUGGAUAUAAGGUUACCAUGGCAAUGGCAAAAGAUUUUAAAACAGGAAAGGUCAAAGUGAGUGAUUUCCAAGGUCUACUUGGUAACAUCUACCUGACAAGUGACGGUCAGUUUGUAACAGAAGGGACGGAGAUCAAAAACAUAAAGUUAGCAGAUACACUAGACAUCAUUGCUUCAAAAGGGAGUGAUGCAUUCUAUGAGGGAGAACUUGUACAGAGUAUUGUUAAUGCUGUUACAAAUACAGGAGGCAUACUGACAGUAGAUGAUCUGAAGGACUAUGAGGUGGUUGUUAGAGACGUUGUCAAGACAUCAUAUAAAGAUCAGACUUUGAUAUCAGUACCAGCUCCAGGGGGUGGACCAGUAAUAUUAUCUAUCAUGAACAUAUUGGAGGGGUAUAAUUUUCAGUCGGGUGAUAAAAACCAAACUAAGACAGUACACAGAAUAUUAGAGGCAUUUAAGUUUGGAUUUGCGCAACAGCAAGAACUAGCUGAUCCCAAAUUUGAAUCAUCAGCAUUGAAUGCCACUAGUAAGAUGUUAGACAAAGGUAUGGCUAAAUUGAUCAGGAAUAAGACAACAGAAAAGACGCAUGCUGAUCCUUCCUAUUACAAUGGCGUGGUAGCCAUGUCUCCAGAGAAAGGAACAUCACAUAUAUCAGUUAUAGAUGCUCAGGAGUUAAUGGUCUCGGUAACUACAACGGUGAAUUAUUGGUUUGGAUCUAAGAUAAUGACAGAUACUGGUAUUCUACUGAAUAACCAGAUGGCUGAUUUUGCUGAUCCUGAUAAUCUUGAUACCAAAAAUAAUAAGCUGAAUUAUAUUGCUCCUGGGAAACGCCCACUUUCCAAUAUGGCACCAGUUAUUUUGUAUAACCAAGACUCACCUUGCAAAAUGAGACUUGUGAUUGGUGGAGCUAAUGGAUCUCGAAUUAUUACAGGUGUAACAGAGGUGUUACUGAAUGUUGUAUCAUUUGGAUUGACAAUGGCAGAUGCUAUUAGUGCUCCGAGGAUCCACACACAGCUUUAUCCUUCUGAAGUAGAGUAUGAAGAUGGAUUUCCACAGAAAGUUAUAGAUGAGUUAGAAAAAAUGGGCCAUAAGAUGGUGAAGUCUUCAGAAGGAUUAAAUGAAGUUCAGGGAAUAAAGAAAGUCAACAAUAGAAUAAACGCUGUAUCAGACUACAGAAAAGGAGGGAAAGCAGCCAUUUUUAAUACAAAUACAUAAUAAUUAAGUCUCUUAGGUUAACUGUAGAGAAAAAUAUUUAGUAUUCAAGUCUCCUAGGUUUUACUGUACUGAUGUGUAAAAUAUUUAAUAUUCAAGUCUCCAAAGUUUUACUGUACUGUAAAAUAUUUGAAGUCAUGUCUCCUAGGUUUUACUGUACAGUAAAAUAUGUGAUGUCAAGUCUCAUAGGUUUUACUGUACUGUAGAAUAUUUGAUGUCAUGUCUCCUAGGUUUUACUGUACUGUAAAAUAUUUGAUGGCAUGUCUCCUAGGUUUAACUGUACUAUAAAAUAAAUAUUUGAUGGAAAGACUCUAAGGUUUUACUGUACUGUAAAAUAUUUGAUGUCAUGGCUCCUAGGUUUUACUGUACUGUAAAAUAUUUGAUGUCAUGUCUCCUAAGUUUUACUGUACUGUUAAAUAUUUGAUGUCAUGGCUCCUAGGUUUUACUGUACUGUAAAAUAUUUGAUGUCAUAUCUCCUAGGUUUUACUGUACAGUAAAGUAUGAUGGCAUGUCUCCUAUUUUUUUACUGUACUGUAAAACUUUGAUGGCAAGUCUCCUAGGUUUUACUGUAGCAUACAGUAUUAGUUCUUUGUUAUAUAUAUUGUGAAAACUGUGAUGGACAAUCAGAACAGGCACUGUACUUCUGAUUUCACUAUAGAUGUUGUGAAACUUGUUGUGUCAACUGUGGCUUGAUAUUUAUAUUUCUCAUAAUUUAGUGUUGCAUUAGUAUUACAUUUUCCAUCACUAUAUAAAUUAGUUACAGUAAAAAAAUUAAUAACAUUUUAUCCUCAAUUAUGUAUUAUGUAAACUAUUUCUAUAUAUUUGUUUUUGUCAGUCAUGUGAGUGGUGUUCCCGAAAUAAUUUUAUAAAAGUCAAAAGGUAAUUUAAGUUCCAGAAAUAAUUUUAUAGAGUCAAAGGACACUUUAAGGUAUACAAUUUAAUGACA